Monascus purpureus is the source of this 6022-nucleotide messenger RNA. The record is from the annotation of a GenBank genome assembly. NCBI's taxonomy places the organism in Eukaryota, Fungi, Ascomycota, Eurotiomycetes, Eurotiales, Aspergillaceae.
AUACGAUCAAAGCAGUCGACACGAACCUCCGUUAAUCCAUCUCUACGGAGUUGGGUUCUUGAUUACAAUAAGAUGGAUUUCAACGACGUAGAGCAUAUACAGAGACCAAAGGUCCCAGAAGAAGAGGACCUGGAUGAAAAAUAUCCCAAUCGGCCUCAUAACCAUUUUCCAACGUUACCUUUUCAUGAGCUCUUCUUAACCCUUUUCAAUCCUUUGAAUGGACUUAAGAAGAAGCCAACUGGCCCAGCGCCGAUGCGCAGAAAAGUCGGCCCCCGCAGACAAGACGCUGAGAAACUCAACCCUCUCGAACGACGACGCGAUAUUAUCGAACGCUUUAUUGCGAGAUGGCGAAAGGAUGUAGGGGACAACAUAUAUCCAGCGUUCCGGCUGAUACUUCCCGACAGGGACCGUGACCGGGCCAUGUACGGAAUCAAGGAGAAAGUGAUUGGCAAGCUGCUCGUGAAGGUCAUGAAGAUCGACAAGAAUUCCGAGGAUGGCUUCAACUUGUUGAACUGGAAGUUGCCUGGGCGGUCUGCUUCGCAGAUUGCGGGAGACUUUGCCGGUCGAUGCUAUGAAGUCAUCUCCAAGCGGCCAAUGCGGACGGAAGUAGGAAACAUGUCGAUUGAGGAGGUCAAUCAGAAGCUUGACGAGCUGUCAAUGGCUUCGAAGGAGGAUCAGCAGCUGCCAAUUAUGGAAGAAUUCUACCGGCGGAUGAAUCCUGAAGAGCUCAUGUGGUUGAUUCGGAUUAUUCUACGACAGAUGAAAGUUGGGGCGACGGAGCGGACUUUCUUUGACGUUUGGCAUCCUGAUGCAGAGAACUUAUACAGCAUAUCCAGCAGUCUUCGCCGUGUGUGCUGGGAAUUAUAUGAUCCCAAUGUACAACUUGAGGCUGAAGAGAGAACAGUGACGCUCAUGCAAUGCUUUCAGCCACAACUGGCGCAGUUCCAGAUUCACUCGUUCGACAAGAUGAUCGCAAAAAUGAAGCCAACGGAAGACGACACUGUUUUUUGGAUUGAGGAGAAACUAGACGGCGAACGGAUGCAGCUUCACAUGAUCUCGGAUGAUUCGGUGGCAGGAGGCAGACGAUUCGGCUUUUGGUCACGGAAAGCCAAAGACUAUACGUACCUCUAUGGGAAUGGUAUCUAUGAUGGGAACGGUUCGUUGACAAGGUAUCUCAAGGAUGCUUUCGCCGAUGGGGUUGAGAACUUGAUUUUGGACGGUGAGAUGAUCACUUGGGAUCCGGAGCAGGAUGCGCCUGUUCCUUUUGGCACGCUCAAAACGGCUGCAUUGGCCGAGCAGCGAAAUCCAUCCUACAAGGGCCCACGGCCUUUGCUUCGCGUUUUCGAUAUUAUGUACCUCAAUGGACAGGACUUGACUAGAUAUACGCUUCGUGACCGGCGAAAGGCCUUGGAAAAGAGUAUCCGGCCUGUUAGCCGUAGAUUUGAGAUACACCCAUACCAAGAAGCGACAACCACGGCGGAGAUCGAAACAGCUCUCAGAAAGGUGGUUGCAGAAGCUUCUGAGGGAUUGGUACUUAAGAACCCAAGAUCACCUUAUCGGCUGAACGACCGACAUGACGACUGGAUGAAGGUGAAACCAGAAUAUAUGACUGAGUUCGGGGAAUCGCUAGACGUCAUUGUCAUUGGUGGAUACUACGGCUCUGGCCGCCGAGGUGGUGCUCUUUCCAGUUUUUUGUGUGGUCUGAGGGCGGAAGAUGCUCAUGCUUCUCAAGGAGCGAACGCUAUGAAGUGUUACUCUUUCUGCAAGGUAGGCGGGGGUUUUUCUGCCGCUGACUACGCGAACAUUCGCCAUCAUACGGAAGGGAAAUGGAAGGAAUGGGACUCGAAGAAGCCUCCCACUUCAUUCAUUGAGCUGGCAGGAGGAAGUGCUCAAUAUGAACGCCCGGAUAUGUGGAUAAAGCCAGAUGAAUCGGUUGUUCUUAGCGUUAAAGCAGCAUCAGUGUCUGUCAGUGACCAAUUCCGGGUCGGAUUGACGCUACGCUUCCCUCGAUUUAAGAGGCUGCGCAUGGACAAGGAUUGGAAGAGCGCUCUCUCCAUACAAGAGUUUUUAGACCUCAAGUCGAACGUUGAGCAAGAGCACAAGGAGAAGGAGUUCGCCGUGGAUAAUUCCCGCAGGAAACGGAUCAAAACCACAGCAAAAAAAGGACUUUCUAUCGCUGGGUAUGAUGUGGAUGCCGAAGUUAAGUAUGCUGUCCCUUCAGGGCAUAUAUUUGAUGGGUUGAAUUUCUUUAUCGUGACCGAGUCUAGCGCACCUCAGAAGAAGUCCAAAGCUGAACUCGAACAGCUAGUGAAGGCCAAUGGAGGGAAGGUCUAUCAGACCGACAAUGCAGCUCCACAUACCAUCUGUGUUGCAGAUAGAAGGACGGUGAAGGUGGCUUCUUUGCAAAAAAGCGGCAAGUCAAGCAUUAUCCGGCCAUCCUGGCUUCAUGACUGCGUCAAACAGAAUGAAGUCGACGCGGGUUUACCGGACAUUCUUCUUCCUUACGAACCUAGGCACGUAUUUUGGGCCACCAAGGAUCAGGAGAAGGAAGUCGGUUCCAACGUCGAUCGGUUUUCGGACAGCUAUGCUCGAGAUACAACCAUGGACGAGCUCAAGGAGAUUUUGAGUCAGAUGGAGAAGAAGCACCAAUUUUAUUCCCCGGCCCCCCAGGCUCUCAGUAAAUUCGAUGCGCUCUUCCAAGAAAGGGUUAAUUCUGGAUUUGAAAUGCCCCGCGGCUGGAUCUUCAGAGGGUUGACGAUCCUCUUCCAUCACCAGAAACAUAAGCGGGUAUCAAAAUUUAAUACAAAUGAAGAAAUGACAGGCAACGAUAGCGCAGACCAGCCAGCAUGUCGUCUAAGACUGGCCAGCAACAUAGCCAGGUUUGCAGGUGCGCGUGUUAUAACACCCUCGUCCACUUCUUCCAUCACCCACAUCGUCGUGGACCCAGAUUUAUCUUCUGCAGAGCUCUCUGUGGUGAGAGGGUCAUGGGCCGCAAACCCUGGGAAGAAGACGCCACAUCUAGUAACGGUGGAGUGGAUUGAGGAGAGUUGGAAAGAACAGACAUUGCUAGAUGAAGAGAGGUUUCUUCCUCGAAAGUGACACGGCACGUAUGUCUACAGGCGCAUUUCCCCCAAGGCGAAAAAAAAAAAAAAAAAAACGCCGCAUACUACACUCCGUACAGCAUUGAACAAUGGAUGACAUGUCAGUCUGAUACUAUACCUUGAUUGGCUCUAUAUACAAUGCAGUACAUACUACCCACGACGAAGCAAAGCACAUGAGCAGACGAAAGAACUCGGCCUUUUUCACAGUCAUGAGUUACACGAAGUAUUAGUUAACUAUAUCAUCCCAAUUUGUCAGCUUUGAACUGAUAAGAAAAAACCACAUUGGAUCGGGGAUUUGGCUCGCGAUGGAUCUAUGACGCCGACAACUUCCCAUCAGCAUGGUGCUAAAUAAUGAUGGCAAUUACUGUCUCUGGAAAUAGUAAUAGCCGCUGGAUGCGAGGGACAAAACACGGACAGACAGACUUAUGCGGUGUGCUUAGUAUGCAUAGCGCUCAGUCCUCCAUUCCCAGCCUUUCAUUUAUUUCUCACCCCCGAAUAUUAUAUUAUAUGCCCGUCGGCAAUUACAGAAUCCUGCCUUCAAUAAUACAGCAAUAGCACAGAUAUCUUUUGAAUAUUUGGUUUGGAUUAAAAUGAACGUAAUAAAAUAUAAUAUACAACACAACAACACCUCGCGCUAAUGCAUGGUCAGAAAAGAACAGAAUGGAAAUGCUCCUAUUUCCCGGUCCGUAACCCAACGCCUUGCGAUACAAAAAGAGAAAUUAGGCACUAGAUGGUUGAAAUUUCUCCGAGUCAAUUGCACUAUUCUACCUGCAAUCAAUGGAUAUCCCGACCCAUCUUGCAGGAACGGUGUUCCCUUCAUCGUCUGUAUAAUCUCCACAUGAAGGGUUCGCGCUGGCUUUGCGCGGUGGAAGCCAUAUUCGCGCCCGGAUAGGAAUGUCGUCCCGGAAUUUCCCGCUGCGCCGCAUAUUCAUCUCUAGAACCACCAUGCGCAGGAAAUCGCCGUUUUCUCUCGGUUCCCGUUGGCGAGCCAUUGGUGGGAUUAUUCCCGGAUCGAAUAGGGAAAUUCCCUGAUCCGUGCUGCCAUUUUUCCUUAAGCGGCUUGCCGAACGGUGAUAUGUCUGCAUCUGGAUCGAGACGGGGCACAUGCUCGGGGAGCCGCUGGGACCCCGUCGGUACUCGUGAUAUGUAUGCAUCUCCGCUGGCGAUAUGGGAGUUGGGUUCAGGUAACGUCGUAGAGCCGGAGAAGGUGGCCCACUCAUGGGCGGAGGCCGACGGUCGUCAGUCGUCUCCGGAGUAAUCGCGAACAGAGACCGGGUGAGAAAGUCAUCCGGCUGCACGGAAGGCGCGGCAAACGUUGACACCGUUUGUGCUGCAGACUUGAUGGCACGCAACGAGGCCGUCAGAUUCGACUUGAAUCCGGCGCUGAAACGCGGAAACGAACGAGAUGAUGUGGACUUUGUGGAGCCAGCACUGGGGAGUGCAAUAUCUCUGCGGAUAGGUUCAAACUCAUCAUGUUCUGGGGAUUCGACUUGCAAUAGAGGAUGAUCUGAUGCACAGUCUUCAGGGCGUGCAAGCUGUCGAUGCCUUCUCUCGGACAGACCCCUUUGAGUAGAUGGUGUGGGUGACAGUUGAAAACUAGACGGAGAUUCAACAUCAGGCAUCAAGGACGGCAUGGAAUCUGUCGACAUAGAUCGAAGUGAGAAUGUCGCAUCUGCAUAAUCAUCGUUCCCUAUAGACAGUUUCUCGCUGUCCGCAUCGGGAGGACUGAGCAAAACGUCAAGCAUAGGACUAGCAGAGCCGUCCAUCAGGCGAUCCUCUUUGGGAUCAACACCCUCCAUCAGAAGCUUACUGAAGUCCUCUACAUAGUUGCCACGAGGGAGUUUGCGAGAGUCCCGAAGAGACCAGUUCCGUCGAGGGACCGGAAUUGCGGUAGCUUCGAGAAUAGAGGCGACGGAAGCAGGCAGGGUUGCUGUGGAUGAUGACCUGCGAAGAUUCCUCGAAUUGUGAGCUGUUCUGGAACGAGAACGACCCUGUUGUUCUUGUUGUCCCUGGUGCACCGGGGUCACUCGCAGACCGCGUUUUGGGGGGAUGACGACGGGAUUGGAGUGAAGAGUAGCCUUCUCGUCAACGUCGGAGCUAUGCAUAGGGGGUAUCUGGAGGCCGGAGGUGUCCCGUUGCGAGGGUGGCUCGAAUGUCGACUUUGGGGAGUCGCCGGCAUUGUUCUUUCCAUGCUGCCUGGAAGCCUUGGGAGGCGUUACAGACGAGAAGAGAAAAGCCCUAGGCACCAUCAUCAUUGCCAACCAUGGGACAGGCAGAAGCGGGAAACGUCGCAGUAGCCUGACGAGGCACUCUGGUCGAGUAUCUGAGCGAGAUACAUGGGGUUAAGAAGGGGGAGAAGGACGGAGGCCUCCCCCAGGAGGGCGUGACGAGGUGUGGAUCUUGCGUUGGGUCGACACACCGCUUACGUCGUGUGAGCAGGGUUGGCUAACGGAGAAAGCAGGCGGGAGAGCGGGUGGGAUAGGAUAAUAUUAAUAUGAGAUUAUUAUUAGCAGGAGUGAUUGCUUUUUCUGCUCUGUGCGUGCAGCUGAGACGGCACAAUGCAAAGGGCGAGAUAAGCAGCGAAGGAUGAAAGAAACGAACAACGCAGAUAGGAAACUGGGCGAGUGACGCAUGCAGCGGCGCUAGUCCCGGGAGGGACUAAUGCGGUGGGUGCUCGCCGCAUUGCCGGAUGCGGCGGAGCAGCAGUCGAUUUCCCGAUACGGUAAGGCGGCUCGGAUUCCGGCGCACAAUCCUGCGCCAGUCUCGCCUAUCGCGUAAUACGCGUACAUUACGGUACGGUCAGCCGAUACGGUUAAAUAAGCACACAGCCAGCGGGAGUAAUUGACCCACACCGCUGGCUUGGCUGGUUUUCUAGAAGCCGGUUGGACCUGCAGGAGCCUUCUUUGUUGAGAGAGUUCGCC